AUGUCGACACCUGAGUACCGAACACCGCAUGCAGCCGCUUCUACGAACCGCACGCUUCGAAACGCUUUCUCUGCCCUGAACAUGCACUACUCGGGCGACGAGGAGGACUCGGAGAGUGAUGGCUCUCCCAGAUCCUCUCCUAGCCGACCGCUCUCUAACUCCAAAAGCAUGCCAUCUCUUGUCCAGAAGGACGAUGUCGCUCAGCCUGGAUACAGCUCUUAUCCCUACAACAACACUAAUCAAGCAAGAGAAGGCAACGCCGACUACUCAGGGGCCGUAGAGCCUACCGCUCAGAUUGUGGCAAACCAGAUGCUCAUUCCUGAGGAAGCCCUCGCCGGCGGGUUCAUGUCCAUGAACGAAGUUGUCCAAACCGUCGCCGCUCUACCAGCUAACGUGGAUGCCAUUGCCAACAUCCCCCGAGAGUUCGACGCUCAGGCUGUUUACCCUGGAGAUGCCUGUCUCUUUGUGGCCAACCUACCUCAACACGUCGAUGAUCUCACCUUGAGGGCUUCUCUUACCAAGCAUUUUGGCAAGUUCGGCACAGUCUUCGUCAAGGUCAAGCGUGACCGCACCAGACACAUGCCUAUGGCCUUUGUUCAAUACACUCAAAUCAAGCACGCCGAUGUUGCGGUGCGUCAGGCCCGUGGAGAUAUGAUCCAUGGCCGUCCUAUCCGAGUUGAGAAGUGCGGCGGAAACCUCGCCUAUAUCAUCUUCCGCAAAGACACUCGCCCCGUUCGCGUGGAGGAGGCUCAUUCUAUUUUUUCCCGCCAUGGACCAAUUAAGAAGAUCGAUGUUCUUGACUACGAUGCUCAGACCAAGCUCGCCGUUCCUCCUAGUCUUCUUGUUCUGUUCUCUAGAUUUGACCCCAAACGCGAUGUCAUUCGGGACAUCGGUACUACUACGCCCUUCGUCAUCAUGGCUUUCGAUCCCAAGAUGGUUCAGAAGCGUUCUGACCGCCCAGCCGACGAUCAGACCUUCAUGGAGAUGUACGAAAAGGACUGUCGCUCAGUCUUCUUCGGCGGACUGCCUCAUUACGCUGACGAGGCUAUGGUCUACCGACUGGCUGGAAUCUGUGGGAAUGUUCGUUCUGUUGAUCUACGAAUUUCCCCUGACCAGGACGGUGGUCUCCCUCACCCUUGGGCUUUCGUCGAGUACGACGAGUUUGAUAUCCCUGACAGAGCCAUAGAAGAAUUCAACGGCAAAGAAGUUGAAGGCUGCUUCCUUCGGGUCGAACGAAAGAGAACCAAGCCCACCCCUGAAUCUCGUGUCACUGGUUCCCAAGUCAUUGGCACUCGUCUGCCCGACUCUGGUUCUCGCUUUCCCAAUUCUGGCUCCUCUCGUAUGUCUAGCUCUGGUUCUUCUCGCAUGCCUGGUCACGUGGAUGAUGCUCGCAUGUAUCCCUCACCUCUCCGCCCUAUCAAGCGUCCUCAUCGUCGCUUUGGCUCUCGCGUCGCCUCCACGGCCGCUGCCCCAAGCACCCAUCGUCGCAUGUUGUCGACUACCGGUCUGUCUCAAGAAGAACUAGAAUUUCUUAAGACUCACCGACCCGAAGACGUACUCGAGCUAGCGAAGGUGCAGCCACGACCGCUGCCAGUUCCAAAGCUGGCGGUCCCAAACACUAGAUUAGACGAGGUCACUCCCGUCCAAUCCCCUGAUAAGUACCCUCCCACCGCUGAGUCUGGAAACAUGGUUCGUUUCGCGCCCUCUCCAAGCACCCUGCCAUCCCACGCUGGAUCAUCCCCUAUUCCCCUUCAGAUACCUGCACCUCCCGCGGAGUUCAGUCCACCGAACCUUCGGGCUUUCAAAGACCGCCUUGCUGCCGGACACUCGCGGGUUACGGCCUUUUCGCCUGCUGCAGAACUUGCCGCGGUCCGAUGUGAGGUUGCUGCCGAAGACAAGGCCAACGGCAAGGGACACCGCCGUGCUGUGUCCAUGUUUAUCACUACGAACAACCUGCCUCCCCUUGACCUCUCGGAGAGCGACGACAGCACCUGGCGCGAGAGUGGAAGCUCGCAAGACGAGCAGGGGUCCCGGAAGAAGAAGGCCAAGAGAGGCCUUAUUCGACGUCGCCAUCUGUCCGAGGAGAACUUGAAGCGCAACCUCUUGUACCAGGCCAAGCUCAAGCGAACCUAUGCAUCUGAGGAGAACAUGCGCGGCAGACCUAUUUCUCGCGAAACCGUCCAACCUCGUGGCAAGAGUGGGAAGUCUCGCAAGAGCGAUGCCACCGAGCGAGCUCCUGAAGGCCAGCUCGUCGUUGCUUCUCAGCAAGCCCCUGAGGGUCAGCUUAUCGUUGCUGCUCAGCAGCCUAUGUACCAGCCUGCUAUGCCCUACACGCACAUGGUCCCUCAAUACCCUCCUCCGAUGCCACCCAUGGGCUACAUGCCCAUGCAGCCUCAAGCGAUGGCUCCCGCUCCCGCUCCUGGUGGCUUCACAUACAUGGACAUGCCUCAUCACCCUCACCCGCAGUUCCAUGAGCCUAUCCAGAUGUAUCCGGGCCCCUCUCACCAUCAGUACGCAGGCCCAGGACCAUCCCAGGUUCCGUAUCCCCCUCCCCCACAUCCCGCCCUCAUGUAUCAGGGGCAACCUCAGGUGCCCUUCCAUGAACACCACCAACGCGAGUAUCACGAGCCCAUGCAUGUGUCCCAAGAUGCUCGCAACCACCCAUACCAAAGCCAUGGUAGACCUCAGUACCAAGGUCGCCGCCAUGCUUCGUACGCGCAUCCUCAGCAGAUGCAUUACCAGGGGAAUUACAGCAGUAUGCCCCACUCUAACUUCGCUCCCCAUGGACCAGCAGAGUCCUACCACCAGAGCCGCCAGCGACUGGAAGCAGAGCGUUACCGUCGCUACAACUCUUAG
Fusarium redolens is the source of this 2856-nucleotide messenger RNA. RefSeq lists its product as uncharacterized. The transcript is spliced from 9 exons. Gene Ontology annotation, cellular component: nucleus; cytoplasm; ribonucleoprotein complex. The record is from RefSeq and is a predicted model, not a curated record. Bases 1 to 2856 code for a protein of 951 amino acids. Gene Ontology annotation, molecular function: mRNA binding. Lineage: Eukaryota; Fungi; Ascomycota; Sordariomycetes; Hypocreales; Nectriaceae.